Molecule: messenger RNA, 4532 nt
Organism: Alosa alosa (allis shad)
Lineage: Eukaryota; Metazoa; Chordata; Actinopteri; Clupeiformes; Clupeidae
Gene: usp47
Product: ubiquitin specific peptidase 47
Exons: 30
Coding region: 216-4532 (1438 amino acids)
Biological process (GO): protein deubiquitination
Cellular component (GO): cytosol; nucleus
Molecular function (GO): cysteine-type deubiquitinase activity; cysteine-type endopeptidase activity
Source: RefSeq, a predicted model, not a curated record
UUUACCCCCAUUGAUUGCUGUUUGUGCAUAGGUGGUGAACUGAAAAGAAAGUAUCUGCGAUUAGUUUGAUUGCAAGUUUUUAUCUGCUCAGUUUGAUUUAGAUACCCAACUGGAUUGAACCAAACUGAAAUUAUGUUUGUGUAUAACGUUACCGCUCUUCACAUUUCCUGUUGACAUCCGAUUUGGGAUAGAUGUCCGUAUAAACUGUCGCCCAAAUGGAAAUGGUGCCCAGCGAAGAAAACCAGCUCGUACCCAAAGAGGGGCUGUUUUGGAGUUGCAGACAAAGCAUUUUUGAGGAAAUGAAGCAGAGAUAUUCUCAGAUAGAGAGUGCAGCUGAGGAGCCUCGUGUGCUGUGCAUCGUCCAGGAUACCACCAAUGCCAAGACGGUCAAUGAGCGUCUGACCCUUAACCUGCCGGCCUCCACAACCCUCUCCAAACUUUUCGAGGAUGUGGCCCACAAGGCUGGCUAUGUGAACGGCACCUUUGACUUGGCCUGGGGCAACACAGCGGACAUGGCGCCCCUGGACCAGGCCAGUGAGAUGACCUUGGUGGAGUCGGGGUUCGAGGCGGGCAAGAAGAACUUUCUCCAGCUGAUCGAUAAGGAUGGGGAGCAGCCACAGAUCGCCUCUGUGAGACGAAGCACACGGGCGGACAGCAGCGGAUUGGACGACAGCUCCCAGGACCGCUUCAUCGGGCCACUGCCCAGAGACGGCACCGUGGGCUGCAGCAGCGACUACAGCAGUCCCAGCUACUCGUAUUCCUCCAUCCUCAACAAGUCUGAGACCGGGUAUGUGGGGUUGGUCAAUCAGGCCAUGACGUGCUACCUGAACAGCCUUCUGCAGACACUGUUCAUGACUCCGGAGUUCCGAAAUGCACUGUACAAUUGGGAGUUUGAGUCGGAGUCGGAGGAGGACCCGGUCACCAGUAUCCCAUACCAGCUGCAGAGACUCUUUGUGCUUCUGCAGACCAGCAAGAAGCGUGCCAUCGAGACCACAGAUGUCACGCGGAGCUUCGGCUGGGACAGCAGCGAGGCCUGGCAGCAGCAUGACGUACAAGAGCUGUGCCGGGUCAUGUUCGACGCCCUUGAGCAGAAGUGGAAGCAGACUGAGCAGGCGGAUCUGAUCAACCAGCUGUAUCAGGGCAAGCUCAAGGACUACGUGCGCUGUCUGGAGUGUGGCUACGAGAGCUGGAGGAUCGACACGUACCUGGACAUCCCUCUCGUCAUCCGGCCGUUUGGGUCCAGCCAGGCCUUUGGGAGUGUGGAGGAGGCUCUGCAGGCCUUCGUCCAGCCUGAGACUCUGGACGGACCCAACCAGUACUUCUGCGAGCGCUGCAAGAAGAAAUGUGAUGCCCGCAAGGGCCUGAGGUUUCUGCACUUUCCCUACCUGCUGACCCUGCAGCUGAAACGCUUUGACUUUGACUACACCACUAUGCACCGCAUCAAGCUCAAUGACCGCAUGACCUUCCCUGAGGAGCUCGACAUGAGCCCCUUCAUCGAUGUGGAGGAUGAGAAGUCUCCUCAGACAGAGAGCUGCACCGACAGUGGGGCGGAGAACGAGGGCAGUUGCCACAGUGACCAGAUGAGUAACGACUUCUCCACGGACGACGGCGUGGACGAGGGCAUCUGCCUCGACAGCGCUGGCAGCACAGAGAGGGUACUGAAGCCAAAGAGCUCGCUGACCUUUGAGCUGUUCUCCGUCAUGGUGCACUCUGGGAGUGCGGCAGGGGGACACUAUUACGCCUGCAUCAAGUCCUUCAGUGACGGCCAGUGGUACAGCUUCAACGACCAGCACGUCAGCAAGAUCACACAGGAUGACAUCAGGAAGACAUAUGGGGGGUCCUCGGGGAGCAGAGGCUAUUAUUCCAGUGCCUUUGCCAGUUCUACCAAUGCAUAUAUGCUCAUAUACAGGUUGAAAGAUCCCACAAGGAAUGCAAAGUACUUGGAUGCGGAGGAUUUCCCAGAGCACAUCAAGCGUCUCGUCCAGAGAGAGAAGGAGUCUGAGGAACAAGAGAAGAGGCAGCGGGAGAUCGAGCGCAACACAUGCAAGAUCAAGCUGUUCUGCAUGCAUCCGGUGAAGAACAUGAUGAUGAUGGAGAACAAGCUCGAAGUGCACAAAGACAAAACGCUCCGUGAAGCCACAGAAAUUGCAUACAAGCUCAUGGAUCUGGAGGGCGUGGUGACGCUGGACUGCUGUCGGCUGGUGAAGUACGACGAGUUCCACGAGUACCUGGAGCGCUCGUACGAGGGCGAGGAGGACAUGCCCAUGGGCCUGCUCCUCGGCGGGGUCAAGUCCUCGUACAUGUUCGACCUGCUGCUGGAGACGCGGCGGCCGGACCAGGUCUUUCAGCCCUACAAACCGGGAGAGGUCAUGGUGAAAGUCCAUGUUGUGGACCUGAAGAGCGAGACCAUCGCCCCUCCUGUGAGCGUCAGGGCUUACCUGAACCAGACGGUCACCGAGUUCAAGCAACUCAUUGCACAGGCCGCGGGGCUUUCUGCAGAAACCAUGCGUGUGGUCCUGGAGCGCUGCUAUAAUGACCUUCGGCUCCUCUAUGUGCCCAACAAGACACUGAAAGCAGAAGGUUUCUUCAGGAGCAACAAGGUGUUUGUGGAAAGCUCUGAUUCUGCCGAUCACCAGGUCACUUUCACUGACUCCCUUUUGUGGAAACUGCUGGACCGCCACGGGAACACAAUCCGACUGUUUGUCUCUCUGCCCGAGCAGUCGCCGGGCUCCCUGGUCAAUAGAACUAGUUGCCCCAAGGCGGGCGCCCCUAGUGGCGGUGGCGGGGACUCUGAGGACUCUCUGGAGGGGGGAGCCAAGGGCAGCAGGAAGUCUGUGGAGGCCAUCCUGGAGGAGAGCACAGAGAAGCUCAAGAACCUGUCCCUGCAGCAGCAGCAGCAGCAGGCCAGCAGUGGCAGCGGCAGCGGCAGCCAGAAGAGCUCUGACCACAGCGAGUUCGAGCACAUCAGCUCCCUGGCCCAGGAGCCGGAGUCGCCGUCCACCUCGCAGCCGGUCACUGCUGCUACCGCCGCCACUACUGCCACCCUUCCCCAGGCUACCCAGCAGCCCCUGCAACCGCAGCAGGAGAGCCGGACGCUCGCCGGGGGCAGCGGGAGCGUCGGUGGUUCCGGUGCCGCUGCCGCUUCCACCUCCGACCCGGACAACCAAUUCCCGCUGGAGGAGCGCUCGGACUCGGACGUGAACAACGACCGCAGCACGAGCUCAGUGGACAGCGACAUCCUGAGCUCGAGCCACAGCAGCGACACGCUGUGCAACGCCGACAGCAGCGGCCCGCUACCGCUGGCCAACGGCCUGGACUCGCACAGCAUCACCAGCAGCCGGCGCUCCAAGUCCCACGAGGGCAAGAAGGAGACGUGGGACACGGCCGAGGAGGACUCGGGCACCGACAGCGAGUACGACGAGAACGGCAAGAGCAAGAACGAGGCCCAGUACCUCUACUUCAGGGCUGAGCCCUACACGCAGGAGGAAGGCAUGGGAGAAGGACAGAAAUGUCUACUGGUCCACGUGGACAAGAGAAUCACACUGGCAGCGUUCAAGCAUAACCUGGAACCCUUUGUGGGCGUCGCGUCCACACAGUUCAAAGUGUUCCGCGUCUAUGCCAACAACCAGGAGUUUGAGAGCGUCCGGCUAAAUGAGACGCUGUCCUCUUUCUCAGACGACAACAAGAUAACCAUUCGGCUAGGGAGGGCGCUGAAGAAAGGAGAGUACCGAGUGAAGGUUUAUCAACUGCUCGUCAAUGACCCAGAGCCCUGUAAGUUCCUGGUGGACACAGUGUUUGCCAAAGGGAUGACCGUGAGGCAGUCCAAAGAGGAGCUCCAGCCUCUGCUGAAGGACCAGUGCAAGCUGGAUCUGAGCAUCGACAGAUUUCGUCUCAGGAAGAAGACCUGGAAAAACCCCGGGACGGUGUUUCUGGACUACCACGUCUACGAAGAAGACAUUAAUAUUUCCAGCAACUGGGAGGUUUUCUUGGAGGUUCUCGAUGAACCAGAGCGGAUGAAGUCCAUGUCCCAGCUGGCAGUGCUGACCCGACGCUGGAGGCCGUCCCAGAUGAAGCUGGAGCCCUUCCAGGAGGUGGUGCUGGAGAGCAGCAGUGUGGAGGAACUCAAAGAAAAGCUCAGUGAACUGAGUGGGAUUUCCCUUGAAAACCUGGAGUUUGCCAAGGGUCGAGGGACAUUUCCUUGUGAUAUCUCUGUGUUGGAGAUUCAUCAGGAUUUAGAUUGGAACCCCAAAGUGUCCACCCUCAACGUCUGGCCUCUCUACAUCUGUGAUGAUGGAGCUGUGGUCUUCUACAGGGACAGUGCGGAGGAGCUGGUGGAGCUGUCGGAGGAGGAGCGCAGCGAGCUGAUGAAGAAGGAGAGCAGCCGGCUGCUGAAGACGGGCCACCGUGUCAGCUACUCGCCCCGCAAAGAGAAGGCCCUGAAGAUCUACCUGGACUGGCCGGGCCAAAAGACCCCCCCUGGGACUGAGGGCCCAGGCUUCCUGAGCUUCAGAUUGGAAUGCUUCUCUGACUGA